AACCAAACCACUUCUGCUGUUUAAUCAUCAUCCGUCAGAGACAAAAUCUGUAGCUUUGAAAAUGGGGAAUAGUUUUGGUGGGAAAAAGAGUAGCAAAGUGAUGAAGAUAAAUGGUGAAACAUUCAAGUUGAAGACACCGGUGAAAGCUGAGGAGGUAGUUAAAGAUUAUCCGGGGCAUGUUUUGUUAGAAUCAGAAGCUGUUAAACAUUAUGGUAUUCGAGCUAAGCCAUUGCAAUCAUGUCAGAAGCUCGAGCCCAAAAGGCUUUACUUCUUGGUCGAGUUGCCCGAAGCUCCCAAAGAAAGGGUUCUGAGGAGGGUUCGGUCGGGUUUGAACAUGAGUGCCAAAGACAGGCUGGAGAGCCUAAUGAUGUCCAGGAGAUCGGUGUCGGAUUUGACACUGAUGAAGCAGCAAAGUCCCGUGGCGAUUAGGGUUCCCAGGGGAGAAGUGGAGAGGUUGAUGAAAGAGAGUGAAAGCGAGGCGGUGGCAGCUCAGAAGAUCAUGGAGCUUUGCAUGGCUGGUACGCCCAGAGACGGCGGCGAUGCGGUGAAGGGGAUGCAUUGGAAGGCUAGCAAUGGAAGCUUAGACGGAGCAGGUUUCAAAAAGCCCCGGCGUCGUCUCAAGCACGGGCGAGCAUGGAAAAUAAGAUGGGGAGUUGAGCCUGUCUGCUCGGGCAUAGUGUUGUGGAGCAGUGUGUUUUCUCGGUUGGGGUGCUACAUUGGAGCAUGGGCACAGGGUCUUAACGUGGGCAGCAUGGGGCUGCUGCAAUGCAUGGGUCUCCUGUUGUGGAUUCACGGGUGGUCGACAGGGGCUGCUGUUGGGAGUGGUGCUCAAGACUGCUGUUUGAUCUGCACAACUGGUGACCGAGUGAAGUGGAGCAGAACAAAGCCUUCAAGUGGGAGCUAG
Messenger RNA from Hibiscus syriacus, 904 nucleotides. RefSeq lists its product as uncharacterized. NCBI's taxonomy places the organism in Eukaryota, Viridiplantae, Streptophyta, Magnoliopsida, Malvales, Malvaceae. The record is from RefSeq and is a predicted model, not a curated record. The transcript is spliced from 4 exons. The coding region runs from base 62 to 904 and encodes 280 amino acids.